This is a messenger RNA of Spea bombifrons (plains spadefoot toad), 654 nucleotides long. It is a transcript of the gene NDUFB5, whose product is annotated as NADH:ubiquinone oxidoreductase subunit B5. The record is from RefSeq and is a predicted model, not a curated record. NCBI's taxonomy places the organism in Eukaryota, Metazoa, Chordata, Amphibia, Anura, Pelobatidae. The transcript has 6 exons. The coding region runs from base 32 to 592 and encodes 186 amino acids.
CCCACAAUCCCCUGCUUCGCCCUUAGCGAACAUGGCGGGCAUGAGCCUACUGAGUUCAGCGGCGGCUCUUGUCAGUCGGCUCCGUCCAGUAAAUCGCGGUUUGCUCGCAGGGAAUGUUCUUUUCAGAAACCUACCGCAGCCUGGGAACGUGCCCGUGCGAUUUGGCAGCCAUGGAAAGAAACUGUUUGUCAUCCAGCCUUCAAAGUUUUAUGAUCAAAGAUUUCUGCACUUAUUGAAAUAUUACAUUCUGUUGACAGCAGUACCCGCAGCUCUGUUUGUAACGUAUGUCAAUAUUUUCAUCGGAGAAGCUGAGCUUGCAGAGAUCCCUGAAGGUUAUGUUCCAGAUCACUGGGAAUACUACAAGCAUCCAGUCACAAGGUUUAUCGCCCGCUAUGUACUUGACUCUCCAGAAAGUUCAUAUGAAAAAGCAAUGGCUUUAAUAGACACUGAAGCUGAGAAAGCCGAUAUCCGGUUGAAAGAACUUGAAGCACGCCGAUUGAUGAGGCAAAGAGGAGAUGGUCCUUGGUAUCAUUAUGAAACGCUAGAUAAAAACCUCAUCAAUUAUGAGCACAAGGCUACCCCUGAUGAUUAGGGACUACUAACAUUCUGAAAGGCUCUGAAUCUUUCUGAUCAUAAUAAAUUAUGUCAUGUACC